AUGGCAGUUCAAAGGUGUGCGGUGAUUGGCGUUGUGGCUAGCUGUAGCGGGGCUAAAGAUGCAAAUCACAAUGGCUCGCGCUUAGUGGUCACUAUGACCCACGAUGAGGGAAUCUUGUCUGCGGUGAAGGUCAAUAACGGCGAGAUUGGGUUCUUAGGUGGGGAUAGUGGCGGUCAAUUGGUGGGGCGCGACUCAGGCCAGUGGUGGUUGGCCACGCGGUGGGCAGUUUGGGUGGCAGAGGAGGUGGCUACAGGGAGGAAGCACGACGGAGAUUGGGAAGACUUAAGGUUGAGGCGUGAAGAUGGUGGUGUGCAUGGUGGUUUCGAUGAAGGUGAGACUAGAGUGAAGGAGCAGUGGGUCGCGGUGAGGGCUAGGGUUGGUGCGAUGGAGGUCGAGGUUGUCGUGUAUCUAAGUGGGAGGCGACAUAGGCUGGUCAGGGAGAAGGUUUUGCGGCCAGGGUGGAGGCAGGGGGUUCGCGGGUUUUGA
This is a messenger RNA of Sphenostylis stenocarpa, 486 nucleotides long. NCBI's taxonomy places the organism in Eukaryota, Viridiplantae, Streptophyta, Magnoliopsida, Fabales, Fabaceae. The record is from the annotation of a GenBank genome assembly.